Molecule: messenger RNA, 2138 nt
Organism: Oryza sativa Japonica Group (Japanese rice)
Lineage: Eukaryota; Viridiplantae; Streptophyta; Magnoliopsida; Poales; Poaceae
Product: putative ABC1 protein At2g40090
Biological process (GO): mitochondrion organization; lipid homeostasis
Cellular component (GO): mitochondrial inner membrane
Source: RefSeq, a predicted model, not a curated record
CCAACUCGUCAGAGACCCAUCGCUCGAACCAUCUUGCGGCGGAAGAAAGGAAGCAAAGCUGUGAGACACCAAACCACAGGGAGGCGAAUCGCCCGGAGUCCGGAGACCCCGGAACCAGCCACGGCCAUGUGGCGGCGGGCGGCGACGGCGGCGCUGGCCCUGGGCGCGGGCGCCGGCGGGGCCGCCAUCGCCUACUCCGACGACCCCUCCGCCACCCUCAAGAUCUGCGCGCACCUGCCCCCGCGCCUCCUCCGCGACGCCGCCACCGCCGCCACCAUCGCCUUCGACUACCAGUACUCCCUCUGGGGCCUCGACCCGGGCACCCCGGCCUGGGUCAGCGCCAAGCACGACGCCCACCUCCGCUCCGCAAACCGCCUCCAGGAGCUCUGCUUCCGCAACGGCGGCAUCUACAUCAAGCUCGGCCAGCACAUCGCCCAGCUGGAGUAUGUUGUGCCGGAGGAGUACGUGCAGACGAUGAGGGCGUCGAUGCUGAAGAGAUGCCCGGUGUCAUCAUACGAGCAAGUUUGCCGAGUGUUUGGGAAAGAUAUGGGAGAAUCACCGGAAACUGUUUUUGUAGAAUUCGAUCCUGUUCCACUUGCAAGUGCUUCUCUCGCUCAAGUUCAUGCGGCAAGAACACAUGAUGGGCAAAAAGUUGCAGUGAAGGUUCAACAUGAUCACUUGACAGAUACUUCUGUUAUAGAUAUUGCCACCGUGGGUUUGAUAGUGAACACUCUUCAUUAUAUUUUCCCUUCGUUUGACUACAGGUGGUUAGUCGAUGAAAUCCGUGAAAGUGCACCUAAGGAAUUAGAUUUCUUGAAUGAAGCUAAAAACAGUGAAAAAUGCGUGCAAAACUUUAGAAGAUUGUCUCCGCACAUUGCAGGGAGUAUUUAUGUCCCCAAGGUCUAUUGGACUCUAAGCUCAUCUAGAAUUCUCACAAUGGAGUUUAUGGAUGCCAAGGAGGUAACUGAUGUUAAAGGAAUUAAAGAACUUGGGAUUCGCCCAGUCGAUGUUUCAAAUCUAGUCAGUAAAGCAUUUUCUGAGAUGAUUUUCAAGCAUGGUUUUGUUCAUUGCGACCCUCAUGCUGCAAACAUGAUGAUCCGACCCUUGCCACAAGAUAGCAAAAAAACUUUUGGAUGGAGAAGGCCACAAUUGAUUCUUCUUGAUCAUGGUCUUUACAAAGAACUUGAUUAUGCCACUAGGAUAAGCUAUGCUUCUCUUUGGAAGGCACUUGUUUUUGCUGAUGAAAAAUCAAUUAAAGAGAACAGUGUCAAACUAGGUGCUGGGGAGGAUCUUCAUGCACUUUUUGCUGGUGUUCUCACAAUGAGGCCAUGGAAAAGUGUGAUUGACCCGGCUGUCGAUCAUCUUGUUCUAGAUGGCAGUAGUAAUGAUCGUUCUGAACUUCAGAUGUAUGCUUCCUUAUAUUUUCCACAAAUCUCAGAGCUUCUAAGGAGACUGCCAAGGGUCAUCUUGUUGAUGCUUAAAACAAAUGAUUGUUUACGUUCCGUCAAUCAUGCCCUGGUUGGAGGUUCUUCAAUGGAAUCAUUUGUAAUCAUUGGACGAAUCUCUUCUGAGGCUGUUUUGGAAGCUAAAAGGAUGAGUAGUAGAUCAAUUCUGAAUAAACUAAUGAUAUGGCUAGAGGAAAUUUUACUGGAAGCUCGAUUCUUUAGUUUGAAGUUGCUGUUGUGUUUUAUGCAGCUUAAGAAGUUAUUGGCCUGUUAAGCAGCAGAUCAGCAUACCAACUAUUCUUGGACUAGUGUAAAAUAUUAGAAGCUGUCAUUUUAGUUUUUCUUUUUGAGAGAGAAAAGUGGCAUUUAGUUGAAAAAUUCUUUUUCUCUUUUUGGUAUACACCAUUCUUUUUGGUUAACCAUUUUGCUACCAGGCUUUUCAUUUUGAUUAGCCACUUCCAAACAGAAGAUGAUGCCACUAUGACAUCGUAUGUUUAUUCUAAUAGAUGGAUAGAAUUGUAGAAAAUCCCAUCACUGCACAGUGUAUAUAUAUAACUCUAGUUCCAUGGAUCCAGCAAAUGUUGGCCCGAUGAAUAUGCUGUGCCAAUUGCGUUAUACAAGAUGUAAGAGUAAAAUUGCUACUGGAAAGAGAGUCACUCUGACAUUUGCCAGAGCAAAUUUCGUUUGGUCAAA